Protopolystoma xenopodis is the source of this 489-nucleotide messenger RNA. The record is from the annotation of a GenBank genome assembly. NCBI's taxonomy places the organism in Eukaryota, Metazoa, Platyhelminthes, Monogenea, Polystomatidea, Polystomatidae.
CGUUGGAGCAGCGAUUGCUCCCGUCCACUACAGCAUUGCUUACUUAGGCUUUGCAUUUUUCAGAUCUUCCAUUUGUGCGAUCUCCAUCGAGGGGGUGUCUUCUGCCUGGUUUGUCGUGGAGAGACAUUCCUGCCCGCCAACUACGCCCGCCAGUCGGUCGAGGUGCGCGCCAACUGGAUGCGAGCAAUGUCGGCCCAUCAACACGUCGCAGAAGGAGCUGUUGUCACUUCGCGGCGCAGAGACCUCGGCAACGGACCGAACGGACGUCCUGUCCUCCAGGUCCGUACUAGACCGUCACCGUUUGCACCGAUCGACAUGUUCACUGGACAGCAACUUAUGCUGACAGCGGCCGACGGCACCGACAGCCGCCAGAAGAUGGUAUUUUCUCGAGUUUCCAAGGAACUUCUUAAGUUUCUACCCUUUUUCACUUUGUUGUGCCCACCAGAAACUGUGGAGUAUGGGCUUAUAACCAACUCUGGUAUGUAUUAA